Molecule: messenger RNA, 654 nt
Organism: Symbiodinium pilosum
Lineage: Eukaryota; Dinophyceae; Suessiales; Symbiodiniaceae
Source: the annotation of a GenBank genome assembly
ACCUGGGACGAAGUCGAUGAAGUCGUCCAUCGAGCCUUCAGCGAAGGCCGGGUUGGAGACCGCGCGGCGAACCUCAACCUCGCCGAUCUUGUUGCCAACCUCACGGAGAUUGCUGGUGUCGAAUCGCUCGGAGACUCUGACGGGCUGCCGCCAUCACCUUGUCGAGGGCUCGCGCGGUUGGAGUGUCUGACGCCUCGACCAUUCUACCUGCCGAACCAGGAAGCCGCCAAAGCCUGGCUGACUGUCCACGCCCCUGCGCCCGAUGAGCGCACACCGGCCAGCCGGAGCGCUGGGGCACGAAGUGAAGGCCCUGAGGAGCCUCCGGGGCCAGACUCCGCUGUGGAAGAGGGGGAAGAAGGGACUCCGCCGAAAGAGGACGCAGAAGCCAAGGAGGAGGCGCGGGACGAGGGGAGUUUGCCGAAGGAAGUUUCAGAAGUCCAGGAAGAGGCACCUAAGGAGCCCGAUGCUGGUGAGGAAGAGGCGCCGGGCAAGCCAGAUGCCUCUCCAGCAGAUGAGGAAGAAGUCGAGCCACCCGUCGACACUGCUGACAAGGCUGAGGAAGACGUGACUGUCAAGAAGGAUGAGAGCAAGACGGACGAUGAAGAGGAGGUCGGCAAAGCAGAUGCUGGCGAGGAGCCAGCUGAAGAAAGUUGA